Molecule: messenger RNA, 1901 nt
Organism: Paramecium pentaurelia
Lineage: Eukaryota; Ciliophora; Oligohymenophorea; Peniculida; Parameciidae
Source: the annotation of a GenBank genome assembly
AUGCUUAAUCUACCUUUUGAUAAAUGGACUUUAAAUUUUCAUGAUCCAGAAUUUGAAUCUUAGUAUGAGGAUCAUUUAAAUAAAAUUAGAUUGUUAUCCUUUCGCAUUCUAAACCUCACUAUAAGUAUAGCUGCAUUAAUAUGCCUAAUAACUUUUGUUAUUCAAUAACAAACUUUAUUGUUAUCUAUAAUGAUGACUUUAACAUUGAUGGGAAGUGUCUUCUCAUUAAUAAUAAGUAAAAAGAUCUUACCAUACUUAAAAUCCAUAUUUUCAUUUUAUUAUGUUUGGGCAAUAACUACUAACAUACUUAUCGCUUUUGCUGGCUUCUCAAUGUAAGUCACUUCUAUAAUUUAGACCUAAUUUCAUAUUUGGCUUCAACACUUGUUCUUUAGCUAUUGUUACAAUGUAAUACAGUGAUAAUAAGCUUAAAAUUGCAUAUACAAUUAUUACUCCCUUUGUAUUAAUGGGUAUAUUUGAUGUUUACAGAAUUGAUACUCUAGCUUUUGUCUUUUUGACUAUCUCAUGUGUAAUUUUUAUAGGAAUUUGGGGAUAUAUGAAUGAAUAUACAUCAAGACUUGCUUUUUCUCUUAACCUAAUUUCGAUAAAGCAAAAGUAUUUAUUUAUUGUAAUUUAGAGAUUUGAUUAAUGAAUUUGUUAAUGAUGCUAUGUUUGCUAUUAGCUAUGACAAAAGAAGUCGGCAGUUUGUUCUAGAAUUUCAGAAUAAUAGAUUUGUAGAAUUAAUGAAUAUUAAGGAAACAGAAUAGAUAAAAACAUUUUUAAGAUAGACAUUUAUUCUAGUAAAAUAGAGUGAUAAUUAAAAUAAAUAAAGAGAUAAGAAUUCAACAAAAGUAUUGAAUUUGGAAGAAUAUUUAUUUCAAAGGAUUCAGAAUUUUGAAAAAUCUUUAAAUUACAAAGAACAAAAAGAUGGGUUAUUAGAUAUAUAUUAACAUGAUUUAAUCAAUAAUGAUACAAAGAAAAUGUGUUUACAUAUUAGAUUUCUUAAUUUUGGUAAACCAAUAAUAAUUGCUAUUAUAAAAUCAGAGUAAGUUCCUAAUUUGAUUCAUAAAUAUGAAAGUUAAAUUAAAGAAUAUCAAAAGGUUAUAAUAAAUAUGUCUAAUCAUAUUAUAAAAAAAUAAUCUAAUCUUUAUGAAGAAAUUAAGAAAAUAAAAUUUGAAAAUUAAAAAGAAUAAUAAUAAUUAGUUUAAUUAUAAUGUCUCAAUUUAUCUAUUAUGAAUUACAUUAGAAAUUAUAUUUUAUUUUUUUAGAAAAAUAAAAUUACUGAGAUGAAGUUCAGUCUUUAAAAUUGCAAAUUUAAUAAUUAUAUAACAAUUAUUAAUUAAUAUUUUCAAGCAUUAUCUGCUCAUUAUUCAAUUAAAUUUACACUCCAAAAUUAUGUAAAUCAAAAUUCUUCUAUUAAUAUUAAUAUUAAAUAUCUCACUUAAAUAUUAAUUAAUAUAUUUGAUGAAUUGAUUAAGAAAAAUAUUAAAAAUAAUCUAAUUAAUCUUAGAAUAGCUGAAGAAUUUUAAUAAAAUCAUAAUGAAAAUAAAUAAUCUACUUAUGAAAAUAACAAAUAAAAUGAAGAGUCUCUAACAUAAUUUAAAUUAGUUUAAUUCACAUUCUUCUUUUCAAGUGAUGAGCCACUUAAUUUAUAUAAUCUCAAUUAAAAUAAAAGAUUUAAUAAUAAUGAUUAAAAUAAUACAUUCGAAGAUGCUUAAAUUAUAACUGAAAUUACUUAAUUGCUUUUAGAUAACAUAGGUCCACAUAAUAAUAUAUCUAUUAAUCAAUGUCAAAUUCCAUAAAUGUCAUAAUUUUAGAAUAGUAUUUAAUUCUUAAUAUAUUCUGACUCAUCAUCAUUAGAGCCAUCUUAUUAUAAAGUUAGAGAACAAAUUUUAUUUGCUUGA